CGAGUCCUAAGACAUGUUUUAAACACCCUUAUUUUCAAAUCUUGCCAAAGUCGUCAUAGGUUUGUAGACCAAAACAAAUCUCUGAGACUUCUGUAAUCUACCAUGAGACUUUGAUUCGGAGGUUUUAUUUAUCCUAGGCAAGACUACCAUGUUAAACCUCGGACCUCAUUGGUACCCUGAUAAGAGGCUGUGAGACGCCAAAAUCAUCUCCAAUAGACAGACAAAACUAGCUUUUUGCCAUAUUCACCGUUAAGAAACUUGGCCACACCUUAUCCACACACAUCUUCUGAUUCUGAUAACACCCACAUACCCAAAGCCAAAACCCUCUAAAAACCAAAAGCCAAGAAAAACCCACGUACAGUACAAGAAUCCUACAGGCUUAAGAAAGAUAGGAUUUGGAGAGAGAAAAAAAAGAGAGGAAGAUGUCAGUGGCAUCGUCAAUUCCAUGCGUCAGAAUCUCUAACCCUUCAUCAUCAUGCUCUUCUCUUCCAUCUUCCUCUUCAUCAGUUACCUGCUCCACUUCCUCUUGUGUUAGAUUUUCCAUAACUGCAAAGUCUUAUAGUGUGACCAUCAGGAGCUCUCAAGCUGAGGGGCCUAUAAGAAGACCUGUAGCCCCUCCUCUUAGAGAACCCUCUCCACCAUCACCUCCGACUCCCUUGAAGCCUGUCCCUCCUUCUCCGCCAUCUUCUCCAGUUGCUCCACCACCCAAGCCUGCUGCUCAGGUGAAAUUGGAGGACAAGAAUGUGAUCACUUUGGAGUUUCAGAGGCAAAAGGCUAAGGAGCUUCAGGAGUAUUUUAAGCAGAAGAAGCUUGAGGAGACAGAUCAGGGUCCUUUCUUUGGAUUCCUUGGGAAGAAUGAGAUUGCAAAUGGAAGAUGGGCUAUGUUUGGUUUUGCUGUUGGGAUGCUAACAGAGUACGCCACAGGAUCAGACUUUGUUGAUCAAGUAAAGAUCCUUCUUUCCAAUUUCGGAAUAAUUGAUCUAGAAUGAUUCAAAUUCUUCAUCCUCAGCGGCAUGGAUACUUUUUUUUUUUUUUUGACUUCUGUAAUUGCCUUGUCCAUCUUCAAAGCCAUAUAUACAUUCUUAGCUUGUGUAAUUGCUGUAUCAUAUCCAGUAUUCUGCAACUCCUUCAGUAAUUGGUUCCCCAAAUGCAUUAUUGAUGGAUUAUCAUAAA
Molecule: messenger RNA, 1173 nt
Organism: Manihot esculenta (cassava)
Lineage: Eukaryota; Viridiplantae; Streptophyta; Magnoliopsida; Malpighiales; Euphorbiaceae
Product: light-harvesting complex-like protein OHP2, chloroplastic
Exons: 2
Coding region: 423-989 (188 amino acids)
Cellular component (GO): chloroplast thylakoid membrane
Source: RefSeq, a predicted model, not a curated record